GUACUUCUACACUAGCGUAAUCGAUCUCAAUAAAGAAAGCGGAGACGUUAUUUUGAGUUUGCUCAUCGCUGCCGAUGAAUUAGAGAUUCUCGAAUUAAUUAAUCAUGCGAAAGCUAAUUUAAUUACAAGAAAAACUUGGUUGCAAAAAAAUCUCGUAAAGAUUAUGAAUACCGUUUCACUUUACGAAUCAUUCAAGAGCUUAGGCGAUUGUUGCCUUAAGAUUAUCACCAAAGAACCUCAAAAUCUUUUCAAAUCUAAUGAUUUUUUAUCUCUGGAGGAAUCAGUUCUUGUUUCUUUGCUCAAACGUAAUGAUCUAAAAAUAGAUGAAGAUGAAAUCUGGAAUUCAGUUAUCAAAUGGGGAACGGGAAACACUUUGAACCUACCCAAUCAGCCUGUAUCAAAAUGGACCUCUCAAAAUUUUGCAGCUCUAGAAAAAACUCUUCAUCGGUGCAUCCCAUUAAUUCGAUAUAGAGAUAUCACAAGUGAUGACUAUUUUGAAAAAAUAAUGCCUUAUCGGAAAAUUAUCCCGAAGGAUAUCGAAACAGAAAUCUUGGCAUAUUACCUUAAAAAUUUGACUCCACAACCUAUCAAACUUUUACUUCCGAGAUCAGGUUUCAUUGACUCUAACAUCAUUAAUUAUGAACGCGCUAAGUUAAUUUCAUCAUGGAUCGAUGAAGUAGAUAUCGAUCAUAACGAUAUGGCUCCUGAGCCGCGUUAUG
Molecule: messenger RNA, 719 nt
Organism: Ambispora leptoticha
Lineage: Eukaryota; Fungi; Glomeromycota; Glomeromycetes; Archaeosporales; Ambisporaceae
Source: the annotation of a GenBank genome assembly